GUUGGUGUCGAGCAACAAUUCCUCGUUCGCAAUGGACUCAACCAGUUAUAUCCUUUUUAAAGGAAACAAGAGGCUAACGCUUAGGGAGGACGACAUGAUGGGAGAUAAAAUUGCCAGAAUUUUCCAGGUAUAUGCUCCUAGCCUGUACAUAACCGAUGAUGACAAUGUGGCGAUAUUCCCGGGAUCGUCUGGACAUUUCAGCUGCUUGGACCUUAGACCUCGAGGCCACUAUGAGGUUCAUGGGGAUGAUAUUGCUCUACCAGUCGCCGAGCAGACUCCUCCAUUGUCAGGCCAGAACCGUUUCCAGUUCCACCGUCCAGCACAGCCCACUGCUGCUCUGGGAUCACCUGCUCAGGCCAUUGCUCCCACUACCCCUCGAGCAAGCAUGAGUAACACCUUCCAAAGGUCUGUUUUCAUUGCUGAGCUCAGCCAGGGGAAACUGAAGCCUGCCCGUAUGGUUGUACUCAGACUGUUUGAGUUUGAAGCCACAACCACAGGUAUCCUUGCAAAAAUACAUGAUGCCCUGCAGAGUGAUGACCCUCUCAUCCUGACUGAUGCCCAGGGAAAUGAGAUUGUGGACUCUGAAGGGACAAGAGGAUCCAAGUAUUGGAAGCAAAAUGCAAAAAAGUUUCUUGCUGUCCCAGAGCAGAUCUUCCAUGAGUUCCAGCAAGGAACAAAGGGAAAGAAACUGAGUCAUAAAGACAUGGACUCCACAGGUCUUCAGGGGGUCCAUGAUAAAAUAGAGGAAGUGAUCUUGGCUGCUCAAGGACUGAGUGAGGUCACCCAAGUCGUGAAGGACCUGUCAACACAUGCCAACAACACCAGGGGUGCCAUGCUGUUUCUGACCAACACCAUGAUAACACACAUAAAGGAUGCCUUUGGUUGUAUUGUAUGCAAAGGGCUAAUGGAAGAGCCUGUGAUUGCCGUAUGCUGCAAAAGCUUUGUUGGCUGCAAAAACUGCGUUGACCAGUGGAUGCUGACAUCUGACCAGUGCCUCAAAUGCAGGGCAGAUGAGUUCUCUGUCAAUGCUCACAGGCUGACCAGUCUUGACCAUCUUCUCUCCUCAUUGGCUGGUGUAAUUAAGAUGGAUUAAUCCUUUAAGUGUGAUUGUAUCACAUUCAACGAUUUAAGCUUGAUUACCUCUGUUACAGCUGGCUAAUAGCCUUGUUCUAAAUCCAGUUGGAAUUUUGCACUUGUUCAA
Epinephelus moara (kelp grouper) is the source of this 1201-nucleotide messenger RNA. RefSeq lists its product as uncharacterized. The record is from RefSeq and is a predicted model, not a curated record. NCBI's taxonomy places the organism in Eukaryota, Metazoa, Chordata, Actinopteri, Perciformes, Serranidae. The transcript has 6 exons. Bases 32 to 1093 code for a protein of 353 amino acids.